This is a messenger RNA of Nannospalax galili (Upper Galilee mountains blind mole rat), 900 nucleotides long. RefSeq names its product sulfotransferase family 1B member 1 (gene Sult1b1). The record is from RefSeq and is a predicted model, not a curated record. The transcript is spliced from 7 exons. NCBI's taxonomy places the organism in Eukaryota, Metazoa, Chordata, Mammalia, Rodentia, Spalacidae. The coding region runs from base 1 to 900 and encodes 299 amino acids. Gene Ontology annotation, biological process: sulfation. Gene Ontology annotation, cellular component: cytoplasm. Gene Ontology annotation, molecular function: sulfotransferase activity.
AUGAGUUGCCCAGAAGACAUUUAUCGAAAAAAUCUGAAGAUGGUCCAUGGCUACCCCAUGGUCUAUGCUUUCACAGACAACUGGGAAAGGAUUGAACAGUUUCAGAGCAAGCCAGAUGACAUUGUGAUAAUCUCUUACCCUAAAUCAGGUACCACUUGGAUUAGUGAAAUUGUGGACAUGAUUCUAAACGAUGGAAAUGUUGAAAAAUGUAAGCGAGAUGUUAUUACUUCUAAAGUUCCAAUGCUGGAAUUGAAUAUACCUGGACUAAGAAUAUCAGGUAUAGAGCAGUUAGAGACGAAUCCAUCGCCUCGAUUUAUAAAGACACAUCUGCCAACUGAUCUACUUCCUAAAUCAAUGUGGAGGAACAAUUGCAAGAUGAUUUAUCUGACUCGAAAUGGCAAGGAUGUUGCAGUCUCAUAUUAUCAUUUUUAUUUAAUGCAUACCUUACUACCUCUCCCUGGCACCUGGGAAGAAUAUUUGGAAAAUUUCAUGACUGGAAAUGUGGCCUAUGGCUCGUGGUUUAAUCAUGUUAAAAGUUGGUGGAAAAUAAAGGACCACCAUCCAGUACUUUUCUUGUACUAUGAAGAUAUGAAAAAGAAUCCAAAGGAGGAAAUCAAGAAGAUUGCUAGAUUUCUAGCAAAGACCUUGAAUGAUGAGAUGUUGGAUAGGAUUAUUCAUCACACCUCUUUUGAAGUGAUGAAGGACAAUCCUCUGGUCAAUUACACACACCUUCCCACAGCAGUGAUGGAUCACAGCAAGUUCUCUUUUAUGCGCAAAGGGAUUGUUGGUGACUGGAAGAAUUACUUCACAGUGUCCCAAAACGAGAAAUUUGAUGACAUGUAUAAGAAGGAAAUGUCGGGAACUAGACUUCAGUUCAUCACAGAGUUUCAAAAUGCUUAA